Sporothrix schenckii 1099-18 is the source of this 339-nucleotide messenger RNA. RefSeq lists its product as uncharacterized. Lineage: Eukaryota; Fungi; Ascomycota; Sordariomycetes; Ophiostomatales; Ophiostomataceae. Bases 1 to 339 code for a protein of 112 amino acids. The transcript has 2 exons. The record is from RefSeq and is a predicted model, not a curated record.
AUGAAGGAGAGAGAACGAAAGGACGCGGUCGAGAAGACAAGGUCGAUGGCCGCCGGCAAUACGAUGAGCGGAUGUCGAUGUGUCGCUGUUGUUCGGAAACGAGCGAACACGAGGCAGGAGGCAAUGGGGGCAGACCAAGAAAGGGGAAAGGAUGUGCCAAAUGAGGAAACAGGGAAAGUAGGCACAGUGGGUGGGCUGAAAGCUGCGGGCGAACUACGAAGUACGAAUACAGCCAGAGCGGGACUCGACACUCUCGUAUAUUAUGGAGACCAGGGCCAAAAAAAGAACGGAAAGCACGCCAAGCAACACGCAGGGGAAGGCAGAGGUGAGAAAUGUUGA